Diaporthe batatas is the source of this 1049-nucleotide messenger RNA. RefSeq lists its product as uncharacterized. Gene Ontology annotation, molecular function: sedoheptulose-bisphosphatase activity. Lineage: Eukaryota; Fungi; Ascomycota; Sordariomycetes; Diaporthales; Diaporthaceae. The record is from RefSeq and is a predicted model, not a curated record. The transcript has 5 exons. Gene Ontology annotation, biological process: ribose phosphate biosynthetic process. Bases 28 to 708 code for a protein of 226 amino acids.
UCUAACUUCCCUCAACCACCAAGCAUUAUGUCCGACCAAGAAGCCCUAACGCCCCGCGUAUUCCUUGUGCGUCACGGAGAAACGGAAUGGGCAAAAUCAGGCCGCUUUACAGGCACAACCGAGAUCGAUCUUACUCCCACUGGCGUCAGACAGGUUUCCUCAAUGGCAGCGAGGACUGUCGGCGCCGGCAAAUUGCUCGAACCGUCCCGCCUUACUCACGUAUUUGUCAGCCCGAGAAAGAGAGCUACAAGGACAUUCGAACUGCUCAUCUCCGAUACUAUUAAAGACCAGGACGUCACCUUUACGGACGAUAUUGCGGAGUGGAACUAUGGCGACUAUGAGGGCCUUAAAAGCAAUGAGAUUAGACAAUUAAGAAAAGAGAGGGGCCUGGAUACAGAAAGGGAGUGGUAUAUCUGGGCGGAUGGGUGUGAAGGUGGAGAAUCUAUGCAGCAAGUCACACAACGCCUCGACAGGCUUAUCUCGCGGAUUAGAGAUAUACAAAAGCCUUCGAUGAAGGGGCAGAAACCAGCUGAUGUGCUCGUGAUUGCACAUGGGCUCAUCCUCCGUUGCUUUGUAAAGCGAUGGCUUGGACUCGAGAUUGACUCCAACCUGCAAAUGAUACUGUCCCCUGGAGGAAUCGCAGUUCUGAGCUACAAAAACAAUGACAUUAACAAGCCGGCCUUUCACAUCGGCAUAGCACUUCCGUAGACACACAGUAUCUCUGGCAGGUUUCUGGGACGAAAGGAAUUACUGCUAUUUGCCGUGUUUCUCUAGCUAACAAGAUUUCCAAUCUCAAGUCACUGUCACUCCUGGUCUCAUUGGGACACUGCAAGUCCCGUACCAACUGGCGAGCAACUCCAAGAACGCAUGCGAUGUGUCGUAAUCCACUGGAGGCGCUAGUUCACUCGGGUCUAAAGACUGGGUCUUCAGGAUCGAUAUUGUCUCAUCAUCUGCGUAGCAGGCUAUUGUGUGUAAUAACUGGGUGCCGUUGAGAAAUCCAGUAUACCUGCUUAGGAAAAGUCUCAGAAUUGAGUGGGCAUUGCAUCUGA